Molecule: messenger RNA, 1457 nt
Organism: Setaria italica (foxtail millet)
Lineage: Eukaryota; Viridiplantae; Streptophyta; Magnoliopsida; Poales; Poaceae
Product: protein disulfide isomerase-like 2-2
Exons: 11
Coding region: 69-1169 (366 amino acids)
Biological process (GO): protein folding
Cellular component (GO): endoplasmic reticulum
Molecular function (GO): protein disulfide isomerase activity
Source: RefSeq, a predicted model, not a curated record
AAGCAGCAGGAGACUUCCCUUGGUCAGUUUCGCCUAAACCUCGGGUCCUUCCCUGACCAGACACAGCCAUGGCGAUCUCCCAGAUCUCCCGCGGGACCCUGGCCCUCCUCCUCGCCGCCGUCCUUGCCGCGGCCCCGGCCGCGCUUGCGGACGGCGACGAGGUGGUGGCCCUCACCGAGUCCACCUUCGAGAAGGAGGUCGGGCAGGACCGCGGCGCCCUCGUCGAGUUCUACGCCCCCUGGUGUGGUCACUGCAAGAAGCUUGCUCCUGAGUACGAAAGACUUGGUGCAAGUUUUAAGAAAGCUAAAUCCGUCUUGAUUGCCAAGGUUGAUUGUGAUGAGCACAAGAGUGUGUGCAGCAAGUAUGGAGUUUCUGGGUAUCCAACAAUCCAGUGGUUCCCGAAAGGAUCCUUGGAGCCCAAAAAGUACGAAGGACAGCGCACUGCAGAAGCCCUUGCUGAAUUUGUUAAUACCGAAGGAGGCACAAACGUAAAGCUGGCAACCAUUCCUUCAAGUGUUGUGGUGCUCACCCCAGAGACAUUUGACUCGGUAGUUCUUGAUGAAACGAAAGAUGUCCUUGUUGAGUUCUAUGCCCCAUGGUGUGGUCAUUGCAAGAGUCUUGCUCCGACUUAUGAGAAGGUGGCUUCUGCUUUCAAGUUGGAUGAGGGAGUCGUUAUUGCAAACCUUGAUGCUGACAAACACAGGGAUUUGGCUGAAAAGUAUGGAGUUACUGGAUUCCCUACAUUGAAGUUUUUCCCAAAGGGAAACAAAGCUGGUGAAGAUUAUGAUGGUGGCAGGGACUUGGGUGACUUUGUCAAGUUCAUUAAUGAGAAGAGUGGUACCAGCCGUGAUACAAAGGGUCAGCUCACCUCAGAGGCUGGCCGGAUAGCAAGUUUGGAUGCCCUGGCUAAGGAGUUCCUUGGUGCUGCCAGUGACAAGCAGAAGGAAAUCCUUUCUAGUAUGGAGGAGGAGGUAGCUAAGCUCAGUGGUUCAGCUGCAAAGCAUGGAAAGGUCUAUGUAACCAUCGCAAAGAAGGUCAUAGAGAAAGGCAACGACUAUACUAAGAAGGAAACCGAGAGGCUUCAACGCAUGUUGGAGAAGUCCAUCAGCCCCUCGAAGGCCGAUGAAUUUAUCAUCAAGAAGAACGUUCUUUCAACAUUCUCUUCCUAAGGCAAAUGGCUGGUUCCAUUUUCACGUUUCAGUUAUAGGCGAAGUGAACUGCAAUAUUAGGGGGUGUGAUAAUGAGAGUUAAUUGGUGGUAGAACUAAUUUUGGGGGUUUACCUCUAGCAUAUGUGAUAUUUAUGCCCGUUUCACGAACCGCAGUUCUUUUCCUCCUUGCCCAUAGUUUACUUUUGGAUGGAGAAAUGAGAUAGAAAACCUUUGUGACUACAGAACAGAACUUCUUUUAUUCCAAUAAUAAGGCUCAUUUUGUGGGCUUUAUAUGUCUUUUUGGAAAA